This is a messenger RNA of Arabis nemorensis, 795 nucleotides long. NCBI's taxonomy places the organism in Eukaryota, Viridiplantae, Streptophyta, Magnoliopsida, Brassicales, Brassicaceae. The record is from the annotation of a GenBank genome assembly.
AUGGGUUCUUUCAAAGGUCAUGCUUUGCCAGGUACAUUGUUCUUUGUGGUUGGAGUUUGGCACAUUUGGAGCUCAGUGAUACGAUUCAUAUCAAACCCUAACUCAUUUCGUGUCCGAGUUUGGCAUCCUGUUCCUGGUUUCAAUGAUAAGCUCAAGUACUUGGAGCUUUACGUUGUCACAAUUGGUUCUUUCAUUGACUUGUGCAUUGAGUUUUUGUACUCAACUCAUCUCAGAUUCUUUGUUAAUGGUGUAUUGAAUCCUUCUCACAUGAAUGAUUUCGAGCAUUCUGGGAUGCUUCUCAUGUUUUUCAUACUUGGAUUUAUCGCUUUGCUCUCCGAGAAAACGAGGUUACUUCCUCUGCCACAAGAAGCUCUGUGUCUAAUUGCUGCAACAGCAUUUACAGCAGAAUGCCUUCUCUUCUUCUUCCACUCCACAAGCCACAAAGGUCUAGAAGGUUAUUACCAUCUUCUCCUAGUAUUUCUCAUCGGUCUAUGCGUUAUCUCCUCAAUCGCAGGAGCGAUUUGUCCUACAAGCUUCCCGGUAGAUCUAUGCAAUGGCAUUGCAAUGACUCUUCAAGGCCUCUGGUUUUAUCAGACAGCUUUCACACUCUAUGGUCCUAUGAUGCCUCAAGGCUGCGGUUUAAAAGGAAACUCUGUCGUUUGCAGAUCAGUCGAUUCCGAAGUCUCUGGAGAGUUUUUAGCUAAUUUUCAGCUCUUCUCAUUGGUUCUUGCUGUUCUUGUUUGUGUUGUGGGAUCAUAUGUUUUUGCAGCUUCAAGAUUAGGAGUUCGUAGAUGA